AUGGUUGAAUUCUUACGUACUACUAUCAUAUUUACUGUAGUCGUCUUGGUUUUUACUUUGACUGUACAAGCUCGAGGUGUUCCAUCAAUACGAUGUCUUCAUGAAAAUGAAGUAUAUACUUCAUGUGGUACAGCAUGUCCACUUACUUGUAAAGAUGUUGUCAGUAUGAAUCUUCAUCGACCAUGUACACUACAAUGUGUAGUAGGUUGUUUUUGUGAAAAAGGUUAUGCACGUGAAACUGAAGAAUCUAAUAGCCGUUGUAUCAAAGUUGAAGACUGUUUUGAAAUUGAUUAA
Molecule: messenger RNA, 294 nt
Organism: Adineta steineri
Lineage: Eukaryota; Metazoa; Rotifera; Eurotatoria; Adinetida; Adinetidae
Source: the annotation of a GenBank genome assembly